Molecule: messenger RNA, 3257 nt
Organism: Capsella rubella
Lineage: Eukaryota; Viridiplantae; Streptophyta; Magnoliopsida; Brassicales; Brassicaceae
Product: ADP-ribosylation factor GTPase-activating protein AGD1
Exons: 19
Coding region: 399-2894 (831 amino acids)
Cellular component (GO): cytoplasm
Molecular function (GO): protein binding; GTPase activator activity
Source: RefSeq, a predicted model, not a curated record
UGAAACAAUGACAGCCAUGGAAGGUUUCUAAGGUUUUUGUUUGCACACGAUCACGAUCACCACAACGACAAAGAAGAGAGAGUUCGAAGUAGCCUUUUUUUCUUUUUUCGGUCUCCAUCCAUCGCACGAUCUUUCUCCUUAAUUUCCGCACAUUUUCGCACUUCUCUCAACCAACCCUAAUCCCCCAAAAACCAGCUUUUGAUUUUAUUAUUUUCCUAAACACACAAAAACUAAAAACAUUUUACGUUUUUUUUUGUUUUGGGGGGAAUUUAUAUAAAACACGCCUGUAAUUAGCUCCGAACAAGACGACGACGACGACGACGACGAAGACGGUGGAGGUGGAGGAGGAGGAGGGAGAGCUUCGUUCUGGGUCUCUUGCUUUUCCCGCUGAACAAGAUAUGCAUUUCUCAAAGCUCGAUGAUUCCCCCAUGUUUCGCCAACAGAUGCAAUGUAUGGAAGAGAGUGCGGAGUUGCUGCGAAUGCGAUGCUUAAGAUUCUAUAAAGGAUGCAGAAAAUACACGGAGGGGCUUGGAGAAGGGUAUGAUGCAGAUAUUGGCUUUGUAAAUGCGCUUGAAUCUUUUGGUGGAGGCCAUAAUGAUCCCAUCUGUGUUGCUUUUGGAGGUCCCGUAAUGACGAAAUUCACCAUUGCUCUACGAGAAAUUGGGACAUACAAGGAAGUUCUUCGUUCCCAGGUAGAACACAUGCUAAAUGACCGGUUACUUCAAUUUGUGAAUGGCGAUGUCCACGAAGUUAAGGAAGCUCGUAAACGGUUUGACAAAGCUACCAUUAUAUAUGACCAGGCACGAGAGAAAUAUCUUUCAUUAAGGAAGAGUACACGAUUGGAUGUGGCUGCCACAAUUGAGGAGGACCUACAUAGUGCAAGAACAACGUUUGAACAAGCCCGAUUUCAUCUGGUUAGUGCACUCUCUAAUGCGGAGGCUAAAAAGAGAUUUGAGUUUUUGGAAGCAGUCAGCGGGACUAUGGAUGCUCAUCUUCGUUUCUUCAAACAGGGAUAUGAGCUUCUACAUCAAAUGGAGCCUUUUAUUAAUCAGGUGUUGGCUUAUGCACACCAGUCUAGAGAAUGUGCAAAUUAUGAGAUGGCAUCACUUAAUGAAAGGAUGCAGGAGUACCAAAGGCAAGUUGAUCGUGAAACUAGAAACUCAAAUGGUUCUCCAACAGGUGAUGGCAUGAGACAUAACUCUAGAAACUCACAGAAAGUCAUAGAGGCUGUCAUGCAAUCUGCUGCAAAAGGAAAGGUUCAGACUAUCAGACAAGGGUAUCUGUCAAAACGUUCCUCAAACUUGAGAGGUGACUGGAAAAGAAGAUUCUUUAUUCUUGAUAGCCGUGGGAUGCUAUACUAUUACCGAAAACCAUGGAAUUGGUCUUCAGGAAAUGGUAGUCGCUCUGUUGUUCACAGGAAUAUGACUUCAGAAAACAGUCCUGGGCUGCUAAGUCGGUGGCUGUCUUCUCAUUAUCACGGUGGUGUGCACGAUGAAAAACCAGUUGCACGUCAUACCGUCAAUCUGCUGACCUCAACAAUCAAAGUUGAUGCAGAUCAGACCGAUCUAAGAUUCUGCUUUCGAAUAAUUUCACCAACAAAAGUUUAUACAUUGCAGGCAGAGAAUGCACAGGAUCAGAUGGACUGGAUCGAAAAAAUAACUGGAGUAAUUGCUUCUUUGUUGAGUUUCCAGACACCUGAAAGAGCAAUCAUGCGUCUUUCUACUGUGGACGGAGGUGAUACUUUCUCUGCAAGUGAUUCUGGUUCUUUAGCAGAUCCAUAUGAUAUCGAACAGGCAGAAAGUGGAGAGUCCACAGUGGAAAAUCCCAUGACUGGAGGAAACCGUUCAAGGUUUUCAGGGUGCUUGCAGCAACAUGAUAUGGUAAAGACUGAAAAGCCAAUUGAUGUCUUGACAAGAGUAUUGGGGAAUGAGAAAUGUGCAGACUGUGGUGCUCCUGAACCUGAUUGGGCCUCUUUGAACCUUGGUGUCCUUAUUUGUAUUGAGUGUUCUGGUAUCCAUCGCAACCUUGGUGUUCACAUUUCAAAGGUCAGAUCGCUCACUCUUGAUGUUAAAGUAUGGGAACCAUCAGUUUUGACACUAUUCCAGUCGUUAGGUAAUGUGUAUGUAAACUCAGUUUGGGAGGAGUUGUUGAACUCGGAGAGUAGAUCUUCCAGUGCUAGUAGGCCUUCGGGCACUCCCAAGUCAGAUCGACCACGAAAGUUGGUCGUAAGGAAGCCUGGUUUCAAUGAUCCCAUUUCUGUGAAAGAGUUGUUCAUCCACGCGAAGUACUCAGAGAGGAUUUUUGUCCGCAAAGCAAUAGAUAGUCAGCAUUUCCAGGCAGUUUUCCAAGAGAUAUGGGAGAAUGUCCGUGCCAAUGACAAGAAAUCAGUUUACAGACACAUUGUCUGCUCUGAAGCAGAUGUGAAUGCUCUGCGUGGACAAGCAUCGUACACUGUGUCUAUGCCCUUAGCAAAGAUGAUGCAACUGGAAGCGAAGGAGGAAACCCUUGAAGCCAAAUUUAAGAGCAUUGAAGAAGAAUUUCAAGAGAAUCCAGAGGGAUAUUCUCAGUCAAGAGGGACCGGGGAGAGUAUGGUCAGAGAAGAAACUUCAAAUGACUGUUCUUUGCUUCACCUUGCUUGUCUUUCUGCGGAUAUCGGUAUGGUGGAACUAUUGCUUCAGUAUGGAGCAAAAAUAAAUGCAACAGAUUCAAAAGGUCGGACUCCACUUCAUCAUUGUAUCAUCAGCAGGAGAUAUGCAAUUGCAAGGUUGCUACUUAUGAGGGGAGGAGAUCCAAAUGCUGUGGAUAAAGAUGGUAACACACCGGUCAAAUAUGCUUCACAGACGGACCUCAAUGACAGCGAACUGAUUGCUUUAUUAACAGACUCCAAAAGAUGAUAUCAGUGAUGAAUCUAAUUUGACCAUUCCAUUAGCUUAUCGUGUGAAAGCAGAAUGGUAUAGCACGAGUGUUGCUCAGCUCAGCUGAACUACUUUCGCCAUUUUCCACGUUUUAGUUGGUUUCAUAUUCUUCUUUUUUAUUGCCCAUAUAAUCGGGCGAUUUGUUCAUGAAGAGCGUAGAAAAUACAUGUAGAUUUUCUUUUUUGAUUGUUAGGUUGAUAUACUUGUUUAUACUCAUGGUGUACAUAAGGUCUUUUUAUGGGGUUGUAUGUUCUGUAAGAUGAAAACCUCUGUUUUGGUUUCACUAUGAGAUCUUUAUUUUUUUUUAAUGAAAGGCAAAGACACCAAUUGUGUUCUUCUUUA